Molecule: messenger RNA, 1323 nt
Organism: Cutaneotrichosporon oleaginosum
Lineage: Eukaryota; Fungi; Basidiomycota; Tremellomycetes; Trichosporonales; Trichosporonaceae
Cellular component (GO): cytoplasm
Molecular function (GO): oxidoreductase activity
Source: RefSeq, a predicted model, not a curated record
UUGCACACCAUGCCCGAAUACGACGUCAUCAUCGUGGGAGCCGGCAUCGCCGGCUCGACCCUCGCGGCCAUGCUGGCGCCGCACGCCUCUUUGGCGCUCAUCGACCGCGACAUCGCCGCGAUCCCCGGCUCGACGGGACACGCGCCGGGCGUCGUCGCGCAGAUCAACAGCAUCCCCGCGCUGGCGGAGCUCGCGCGCCGCUCCGUCGCAUACUACUCGCGCAUCCCCGGCGGCUUUGACGCGGUCGGCGGGCUCGAAGUCGCGCUCGGCGCCGGCGAGACGCCACAGACGCUCGAGGCGCGCGCGGCGCUCGCGCACUCGCUCGGCCUCGCGGCCGAAGUGUUGUCGCAGGAACAGGCGGCGUCGCUCGCGCCCGCCUUCGUGCGCGACGACGCCGCCGGCGCCGUCCACUUCCCCAACGACGGGCUGUGCAACGCCAAAGGCGUGACGCGCGCCAACGUCCUCAAAGCCAAGACGCACGGCGCGACCCUCCUCGACGGCAACGUCACGACAAUCGCCAACGCCUCCGGCGGGUGGCGCGUAACCGUCAUGACGGCCGCGGGCACGCGCACGCUCACCGCCGCCCACGUCGUCGUGUGUACUGGCGCAUGGGCAGGGCAGCUGCUGCCCAGCCUCGAUGCGGCGGCAGUCGCCGUCGCCCACCCGUACGCGUUUAGCGAGCGGCGCGCGCGCCGCCCCCCGCCCCCGCGCAGCGACCUCCUCCGCAAGCCCGGCUCGCUCGCCCCCUUCGUCCGCUUCCCCGGCCAGACGGUGUAUGCGCGCGACCACGGCGAGCGCGACGGGCUCGGCUCGUACGCCCACCCGCCGGUGCACGUCAAGGCGUCGGCGCUGCGGUCGCAGGGCUCGGGCGUCGCGGCGUGGGAGACGCGCUUCGACGGGUGGAUGGACAACAGCGCCAGCGUCCUCCCCGACGAGACGGCGCGGACGUUCCACGGCCCACGCAGCCACGAUGUGCCGCACGCCUUCGCGGGCCUCAUGACUAUGACGCCCGACGGCAUGCCCUUGUGCGGGCGCAUGCGCGACGGCGCCGGCGGCACGCUUUGGGCCCUCGUAGGGACGUGGGUUACGCAUGCGGCGGGAAGCGCCGGCGUGCUCGCACCACAGAUCCUCGCCGCGCUCGGAAAGAAGACACUUAGGGCCGACGACGCGUGGCUCCGCGCCGCCCUUGACCCACACCGCUUCGACGGGAUGGCCGACGCAGAGCGCGAGAAGCACUGUCUCGACAAGUAUGCCGAUAUUUGGAACCGCAAGGAGCAGUGCAUUGUCGUUGCGAGCCGGCCGCGCACCACCGCAAAGAUGUAG